Crotalus tigris (Tiger rattlesnake) is the source of this 4067-nucleotide messenger RNA. RefSeq names its product myotubularin 1 (gene MTM1). The coding region runs from base 163 to 1998 and encodes 611 amino acids. The transcript has 15 exons. Gene Ontology annotation, cellular component: plasma membrane. Lineage: Eukaryota; Metazoa; Chordata; Lepidosauria; Squamata; Viperidae. Gene Ontology annotation, biological process: muscle cell cellular homeostasis; dephosphorylation; negative regulation of autophagosome assembly. Gene Ontology annotation, molecular function: phosphatidylinositol-3,5-bisphosphate 3-phosphatase activity. The record is from RefSeq and is a predicted model, not a curated record.
CGCGCGGCGCUCGGCUUGCCCGUUCGCUCCCUGAGCUCGGCGGCGGCUUCCUGUCAGCCGCCGUCACGUGACCGAGGCCCACGGCGGCGGCGGGGAAGGGGGCGUCGGUGAGGCUGAGGCGGCCGCCGGCGGAGCAGCGGAGUUUCCCCGCCAUUCUCCAGCAUGGCCUCCUCUUCCUCAACACCUCGGUGCAACUCAAACUCUUUGGAAAGUGCCUCCAUUAAAAAACCCGUGAAAGACAGAACUAACUGGGAACACAGUGAAGAAAUUCCUCGUCUGCCAGGGGAAACUAGAGUCACAGACAAGGAAGUCAUUUACAUGUGUCCCUUCAACGGUCCUGUUAAAGGGAGAGUCUGCAUCACAAACUACAGACUCUAUUUGAGAAGCGUGGAAUCGGAUCCAAUAGUGGUAUUAGACGUGCCUUUGGGGGUUAUUUCAAGGAUUGAGAAAAUGGGGGGCGCUUCGAGCAGAGGAGAGAAUUCGUACGGAUUAGAUAUUACCUGUAAGGAUAUGAGGAAUUUACGCUUUGCUUUGAAACAAGAAGGUCACAGCAGAAGAGAUAUAUUCGAGCUCCUGACAAAAUACGCUUUUCCACAGUCGCAUAACUUGCCUUUCUUUGCUUUCCUGAAUGAAGAGAAGUUUGCUGAAAGUGGCUGGCUGGUUUACAAUCCUAUGGUUGAAUACAGAAGACAUAGUUUGCCUAAUCUCCAGUGGAGGGUCACCUUUCUCAACGAACACUACGCACUCUGUGACACGUACCCAUCGCUCCUGGUGGUGCCAUAUAACGCCACAGACGAGGAUCUCAAGAAGGUCUCCGCUUUUCGAUCCCGGUGUCGAAUACCGGUGCUGUCCUGGAUCCAUCCGGAGACCCAGGCUGUCAUCACCCGCUCCAGCCAGCCCCUUGUGGGCAUGGGUGGGAAAAGGAACAAAGAUGACGAACGGUAUCUGGAAAUCAUAAGGGAAACCAACGGCCAGCUGUCCAAACUGACCAUCUUCGACGCCAGGCCCAACGUCAAUGCCGUGGCUAAUAAGGCAACUGGUGGUGGAUAUGAGAGUGAGGAUGCCUAUCCCAACGCUGAGCUCAUCUUCCUAGAUAUCCACAACAUUCACGUCAUGCGGGAAUCGUUGAAAAAGCUCAAGGACAUCGUCUACCCUCACGUGGAGGAAUCUCACUGGCUGUCAAGCUUGGAGUCCACCCACUGGCUGGAACAUAUCAAGCUGGUUUUAACGGGCGCCAUCCAGGUGGCCGACAAAGUAUCUUCCGGAAAGAGUUCGGUCUUGGUACAUUGCAGCGAUGGUUGGGACCGCACCGCCCAGCUCACCUCUCUGGCCAUGUUGAUGUUGGACAGCUACUACCGCACCAUUGUGGGUUUUGAAGUCUUGGUGGAAAAGGAGUGGAUAAGUUUUGGGCAUAAGUUUGCCUCGAGAAUUGGUCACGGAGACAAAAACCAUGCGGAUGCUGAUCGGUCCCCCAUCUUCCUCCAGUUUAUUGACUGUGUGUGGCAAAUGUCCAAGCAGUUUCCCACAGCUUUCGAAUUCAAUGAACAAUUUUUGAUUACUAUUCUGGAUCAUUUGUACAGCUGCCGCUUUGGUACAUUUUUGUACAGCUGUGAUUCCAUAAGAGAGAAAGAGAAACUGAGCGAGAAAACCUUGUCUCUGUGGUCCUUGAUCAACAGUGCAAAGUCAAAAUACACCAACCCCUUUUAUACGAAAGAACUGAACCGGGCGCUGUACCCAGUCGCCAGCAUGCGCCACUUGGAGCUUUGGGUUAAUUACUACAUUCGAUGGAAUCCACGGAUUAGGCAGCAGCAGCCCAACCCAGUGGAACAGCGUUACAUGGAACUUCUAGCCCUGCGUGAUGAUUACAUGAAGCGGCUGGAAGAGUUGCAAAUCACAAGCAACCCCAAAUUGUCCAAUUCCUCCUCCUCUUCCUCUUCCUCCUCCUCCUCCUCCUCCUCCUCCUCCCAGAUGAUGUCGCAUGUGCAAACUCACUUUUGAAGGAGAAAGAGAGAAGUGUCACUCUUUUAUCCGAAAACGGUGCUCGUUCAGAUGUGCGGGACACGAAAGGAAAACUACAAUGCCUUAUCUGAAGCUUCUUCCAGAACGCUUGCCCCUGCGGAGAGUAUCUGAAACCAGGGGAGCUUUUUAAAAGUGGAUUUACGUGCCUUUGGAAAUCUUUCGCCGGGGAACAUGCUAUCCCACUAUCCUAAAGCGUUGUUUUGUUCUGUUGUCGUUUACUUUGGAGCAUCCAAAUAUAUUUAGCUAGCGGUUUCAGUACUAAUUGCCAUUUGGGGAAGAAGCGUGAUUUCAUUGUCCAUCUCCAGAGUGUUACCUCGCUGAGGCUUAGCUGCAUCUCCGUCUGGGUCAGCAUGGACCUUCUGAAUCACCCGUCUAUGCGGGUGAUUGGAGAGGAGAGUUUAAAGCUAGACCACUUGCAAGACAGUCUGGCCUCAAGGAACAAUUCUCCGAUCAGAGGCCAUUUUUAAUGCAUAAGGUGACAGCAUUCACAACAGCGAGCAACCAGCAACCGAAAACUUUCCUGAACACGUGUGCCUGUUAAGCGAUAGCCUUAUCUACAGAGCAGAUUAACGUUUAAUUUUUGAAAUGAAGGGAGGUGUUUGUUGCAUGUGUGCGUGUGUGCGUGAGCAUAACUGUGUGACUGACAUUCUAUAAUAGAUUUGUCUUUCCUGAAAUACAUUAAAACAAUUUGCAGAAAGUUUGUGCACUGAAAAAAAAACUUAAAUCAGGGGUAAAACAACUUGGAAUUUUCCUCCUGAUGCUUUGCACUUUGAUUGCUAUUAGCCCCAGAUAAUAUUGCUAGCAGCAACAGAUUGUGUGGAAUAUCUGGAGUCCACUAAGUUGUCCGAUCCCUACAUUUAAAAUUUGCAGGGUGGGGCUUUUUUUUUUUUUCCUUUUUGGUCAUUGUGUUGGUCUUCUGUCAAAUUUUAUGAUUUGUUCCUUUCAGGAAUCUUUUUAAAGCGUAACUUAACUGAGCACUUGUAUAAUCAGCACAACCCCUGUGACUUGAUCUUUUAAUACCUAUUUUGCUUAGGAUAUAAACUUUUAAAGUGGUAUUUGGUCAUUUCAGAACAACUGAAACAUAGGAUUUGUGAGGACAGUUUGUAGCUAACAUGAUUUAUUUUAAAAGUAUUGGGAUGGGGGGGUUACCAUGUGUAAAUUACUUCAUAUGUAAGUUUUGAUCUGCAAAUUAUAAGGCAGAAAUUAUAGGAUAAAUGUGUAAAUUAAGGAUAGGAAGUCUUUUCUGUAAAGUGUAAAUAAUAUGAUUCUAAAGUUUAAAGUCAAACUCCAAAAUAUUAUAAAUUUCUUAGUUUUAGAGGACAUUGGAAUAUUUUAGGAAUAGUAUAUUUUCAGUAUAAGAGUAAAUGGAGCACAUUAAUAGAAUAAAAUUGUAUACUAAGAAAUUUGCACUAUUUCUUCAGGGAUAGACUAAAAUACUUAGUAAUUUCAGCUAGCUAGAGCAUGAAUUAUUUUCCUUUUUCAUGUUUGUCCUCUAAAAUAUCAUUCUUUGGUGAUGCUUUGGUCUUCUACGUUUUAUUGCACCUAUCAAUGGGUACUUUGCUAAAGGGAAGCGAGUUGGAGAAAUGAAAUAUGUAACUUGAAUCACAAAAAACUCAGACGUAACCCAUCAUUCUAUUUUAAACGUUAGAGCAGAAAACCGAAAAGCUACGCAGACUCAAACAUAACUGUCAUUUGCUUGCUUGAAAGUUAUAAGACAUCUCAUUUUUUCCUUGCUACCCUAAAAUUUUGUGUUGGUGGUAAAUCUACAAGAAAUACUUGUUUCCUUUGGACUGGGGUGAAUGAAUUAAGACACGUUUGUUUUUACAAAGUAAAACACUAUAGCUGUCAACCGUUUGGGGGAGGAAAUUAAACUAAAGGGGUUUAAAAUGCCUUGCCUUUUUCAUUACUUGCAUUUCACCAAGGCAUUGCUGGGUCUUGAUUUCUAGAGAAUUUAAUGUUGUUUGGGGGAAAAAUGUAACUUGGUGAAAAUGCUCAUUUAAAAAAAAAAGACUGGCUUAAUUCAUAUGAAAUAAAAAUCAAAUCACUUA